AUGGGUCACCCCGAUGAGAUCAAUGCUCUCGAAGCACAGCCAAGCUACAAUGACACUAAGGAAGGCGAGCAAGAAGAGCCGGUUCAGCUUCACCGAGAUCUUAAGGCCCGUCAUAUUUCCAUGAUUGCAAUUGGUGGUGCUAUUGGUACUGGAUUGAUUGUUGGCACUGGUAGUGCCUUGACAGCUGGGCCUGGCUCUUUACUGAUUGCGUACUGCUUCAUGGGUCUCGUCGUUUGGACAGUCAUGUGUGGUCUCGGUGAAAUGGCUGCCUGGUUACCCCUGUCAUCUGGUUUCACGGGAUACGCUGGCCGUUUCUGUGACCCUGCUCUCGGAUUUACUCUUGGAUGGUGCUACUACCUUAAAUACAUCAUUCUCCCACCCACGCAACUUACGGCUGCAGCCCUUGUGAUCACCUAUUGGCCCAAAACCUCAGCAGAAAAUGUCAGUCCAGGCGUAUGGAUUGCUAUCUUCAUGGUGACAAUCAUUGUGAUCAACUACUUUGGUGUGAAGUUUUUCGGCGAGCUGGAAUUUUGGCUUUCCUCCUUCAAAGUGAUCAUCAUCCUGGGCAUAAUUCUUUGCACUUUCAUCUUCGCUAUGGGCGGUGGCCCCGAUCAUGAUAGACGAGGCUUUCGGUACUGGCAAGAACCUGGUGCUUUUGCCACCAAAUAUACGGACGGCAAUCUUGGAAAGUUUCUUGCUUUCUGGUCCACUAUGGUCCAAGCCACAUUUGCGUUCCUUGGUACCGAGCUGAUUGGUGUUACCGUCGGAGAGGCCCAGAACCCCCGCAAGACCAUCCCCAAGGCCAUCAAGCUUACCUUCUGGCGAAUCAUCGUCUUCUACAUCCUCAGUGUUCUUUUCGUCGGCAUGUUGGAUCUGGCCUUCGCCACCAAGGCCAAGAGCUCUGCCGCUGCCUCCCCCUUCGUUGUCGCAAUGAAGCAAGUUGCUGCUCUUCCUCAUAUCAUCAAUGCCUGUAUCCUUGUUUUCGUGCUCUCCGCCGCAAACUCCGAUCUUUACAUUGCGACUCGAACACUAUAUGGUCUCUCGCGUGAGAAGAAGGCCCCCAAGAUCUUCUCUCGCACCAAUGCGGCCGGUGUGCCCAUCUAUGCCCUGGGCCUCUCGGCAUGUUUCUGCCUUCUCGCAUUUAUGAGUGUUUCCAGUGGCUCCAAGGCAGUCUUUGGCUAUUUCACUGAUAUGGUGUCGAUCUUUGGACUUCUGACCUGGAUCUCCCUUCUUAUCACUCACAUCUUCUUCAUUCGUGCUCGCCGCGCACAGGGUGUCGACGAGUCAACCCUGGCAUACAAGGCUCCCUUGGGAAUUAUUGGUUCCUCCAUCGCCCUAUUUUUCUGUGUUCUGGUGGCCUUCACCCGCAGCUUCGGCGUGUUCAUCCACAACCCUGAGAAAUACGGGAACUUUGAUUACAAGACCUUCAUCACCUCGUAUCUCGGAAUUCCCCUCUACGUGAUGGCAUUCACUGGCUGGAAGUUCUUCAAGAAGACCGAGCUCAUCAAGCCCCACAACGCCGAUAUCUGGACCGGAAAGGCCGAGAUUGAUCGCGAGGAGGCCGAAUUCGAGGCUCUCAAGGCAAUCGAGGACGCAAACCUUUCUGGAUGGAACAAAGUUUACAAGAAAAGCCUCGCGUUCCUUUUCUAG
Messenger RNA from Penicillium manginii, 1650 nucleotides. RefSeq lists its product as uncharacterized. The record is from RefSeq and is a predicted model, not a curated record. The transcript is spliced from 7 exons. Gene Ontology annotation, molecular function: amino acid transmembrane transporter activity. Gene Ontology annotation, cellular component: membrane. Gene Ontology annotation, biological process: amino acid transmembrane transport. Bases 1 to 1650 code for a protein of 549 amino acids. Lineage: Eukaryota; Fungi; Ascomycota; Eurotiomycetes; Eurotiales; Aspergillaceae.